Molecule: messenger RNA, 1134 nt
Organism: Rhagoletis zephyria (snowberry fruit fly)
Lineage: Eukaryota; Metazoa; Arthropoda; Insecta; Diptera; Tephritidae
Source: RefSeq, a predicted model, not a curated record
CCGCGAAAUUCCUCUUCCAAGUGUGAGACUCAACAGCACACUGAUGACUGUUGCAGCACAACUACGACUGAAGCUUCCACGCAACUCACAUUGAUGACUGUUGCAGCGCAACUACGACUGAAGCUUCCACGCAACUGUACGUUCUCUGGUCUACUCAAUAGACUGUAUAGUUUGAGUUUCACACGUUCGCUGCUUUUGAUGAUGCGCAAUACCGAAUUGCUGAAACUGCAUCAGGAACAGGAAAGCUGUCCGCUUUUCCGAUGUGUAGCAGCACAGCUGACCUUUACACUUAAACCUGAAUAUGUGUCGAUUCUCGCUAAAGAGCUAAAUGCCACUGGAAAAGAAUUAGAUUUUCGUCAACAGGAAGCAAAAACACUUGACACCAUUAACACUGAUGUGUCCAAAGCCACUAAUGGACUAAUUGAUAAACUUCUGGAGCAGACCAGCAAUGAAACAGUUUUGAUUCUGGUGAAUGCCAUUUAUUUCAAAGGAUUAUGGAAAAAACCAUUUUGCAAAUACGAAACUUACGAAGAGGGAUUAUUUAAUACAUCAUCAGGAGCUUGCAUCAAAACACCGCUGAUGUUCAUGAGAAGGAGAAUGCCUUACGUUUUUGACAACGAAACUGGCACUAAAGCUGUACAAUUGAACUACCAGAAGGAAGGCAACAUUUCCAUGGUAAUCAUUUUGCCUGGAGAAGGUGUGCAAAUAAAAAAAUUCCUUGAAAACGAACUCACCUCAAGCAAACUGUAUGACAUUUUGAAUCUUUUUUCUGUGCAGCCGAAAGUCAAUCUAACCUUGCCUCGAUUUAAACUGUCCGCCACCCAUCAACUGAUUGAGCCACUUAGCAAACUGGGCGUCACUGAUGUCUUUGACUCUUCGAAAGCAAAUCUAAGUCAUAUUUCAUCUUCUGGUCCUCUUUUUGUCACUGAGGUAGUACAAAAGGCAGUCAUUGCCGUCGAUGAAGAGGGAACAGAAACGGCUGCUGCCACUGCUUUGUUAAUAGAGUACAGCUUGGGAGCGCCUUCCAGAAAAGAAGAAGUCUAUUUUACAGCUGACCGUCCCUUUAUCUUUGCACUGGUCACACAGGACACCCCCAAACAAGUGCUCUUCAUUGGCGUCGUCGAGGACCCGUAA